AUGCGUUUCCUAUCGGACCGCUGCCGCACGUUUUCCGUGCUGCUAGUUAUAACCCGCUGGCCGUGCCGUUGCAGUACGGUAGAAGUCCGUUACCAAACGCUUAAAUUGAAAGCGUAUCUGACUGCCGUGCGUUUGUAUGCUAGUGCUGUUUUAAAUUUAUUUGAUACCAUGAAAAUUAUCAAACAAAAACCACGCCUCCGUAAAAGAGCAUCACCGAUGUUUUCGUUAACAUGUGAUUUUGGUGAUUUCCAUACUCUUUACCCUAGGUUAAAAGAAGACCCAAGCAGUUUUUUUAAUUACUUAAGAAUGCCUAGAGAAUGUUUCUUCGAAUUACUGGAAUUAGUUAAAAGUAAAAUUCAGCGACAAGAAACUAUAUUCAAACAUACUAUAUCAGCUGAAGAACGACUACUGAUAACAUUGAGGUAUUUAUCCGCUGGUUGCAGUAUGACUGAAUUGCAUCAUUCUUAUCAACAUGGAAUAUCAACUAUUUCUGGAAUUGUGAAAGAUACGUGUCAACAGAUUUACAAAACCCUACGAGAAAUUUGUUUACCUGGACUGAAAAAAGAAGAUUGGGUAAAAAUCGCACAAGGUUUUGCAACUAAUGCAAACUUCCCUAAUUGUUUGGGCGCUAUAGAUGGGAAACAUUCACUGCACUACGAACGCACUGAACUGAACACGUGGGGCUUGCGACGUUGCCGUGCUGCUGUCGAGCGUUCGCGGUACGGACGCCGCGCUGUUGCCGCACCGUGCAUUUUGUAUGAAAACAAACGACCGGCCGUGCGCCGAACGACAAACGCACCGCUUCGGCACUGCAGCGGUCCGAUACGAAACGCA
Molecule: messenger RNA, 834 nt
Organism: Brenthis ino (lesser marbled fritillary)
Lineage: Eukaryota; Metazoa; Arthropoda; Insecta; Lepidoptera; Nymphalidae
Source: the annotation of a GenBank genome assembly